AUGAAGCUGCUCAAUCUCCUCUCAUCCGCCGCUCUUGCAGCUGUGGGGUUCGCUGCUGCAAUAUUGCCCAAAGAUGUCUCCGGCUUGUUUGACCGCGGUGAGACGAGUGUCCGACUUUGUCCUGCCAAGUGCAACAUUAUCGUCUCCGACUGCAUCAACAAGGACCUUCUCGGAUUGGACACCUGCCAGCAGAUCAAGUGCCAAGACCGCGAUUGUGCUGCUUGCGACGCGAAAUGCAAGAAGGCUUCACCUUCCAGCAUCGUGAUGGCUUCCGAGGCUGAGCGUCGCGACACCGUCACAAAAGAACAAGAGGCCGCACCUGAUAACACCUCAAAGGAAGACAUCGAGCUUGCCGACAGCACGAAACUCUUCAUGUCACCGUACUGCCCCAAGUACUUAGUUGGAAAUCGCCAGGCCUGCAAGGAGAAAGGCAAGAGUGAGGCCGAAUGUAAUCGACAAGGUUGUAAUGGCAUGUGUUUGAAGACGUGCCAGUGGUGCGAGUCUUUCAGGGCACCACGCCCACCAACCUUCAUCGAGACGUAAUCUGCGACUUCCUGCGACUCUCGCGAUGCUUUCAUAAUGCGCCACAGUCGGCAAUAUUGAAGGGCUGCGGUGGUAUUCCAAUAUGUUUGCAAGCUGUCACUCGUAAGCGAGUAUUUGAACCAAAGUGGG
Molecule: messenger RNA, 672 nt
Organism: Paraphaeosphaeria sporulosa
Lineage: Eukaryota; Fungi; Ascomycota; Dothideomycetes; Pleosporales; Didymosphaeriaceae
Exons: 6
Coding region: 1-543 (180 amino acids)
Source: RefSeq, a predicted model, not a curated record